This is a messenger RNA of Thrips palmi, 1309 nucleotides long. Its product is annotated as gamma-glutamyl hydrolase A-like. The coding region runs from base 21 to 1148 and encodes 375 amino acids. Gene Ontology annotation, cellular component: vacuole. The record is from RefSeq and is a predicted model, not a curated record. Gene Ontology annotation, molecular function: gamma-glutamyl-peptidase activity. The transcript has 7 exons. Lineage: Eukaryota; Metazoa; Arthropoda; Insecta; Thysanoptera; Thripidae. Gene Ontology annotation, biological process: tetrahydrofolylpolyglutamate metabolic process.
UCCCCUCCCCUUUCGCAGGAAUGAAAACAAAGCUGAGUUCAUCGUCUGCUGGCGGUCUCUCGUCUCAUCGCUUAUCAGUGGCCACUUCGGCUUUGCAAAUUUACCGCGAAGUAGUUAUUUCUACCCAAAGCCUCGGUAAAAAACUAGCCAUGUAUACGACACCGAAAUUCAAUAUUGCCAUUGCUUUGGUUAUGUUCCUCGCUCUAUUCUCAAAGUCGGUAUUGUCUUCAGCAGACGACAACGAAGUCGAAGUCGCCGUGGCGAACAACCGACCGAUCGUGGGAAUCCUCUCCCAAGAAAUUCAAAACACAAGUACCGUGCAGAAACAAUACAAGAGCUUCAUAUCUGCUUCGUACGUCAAGUUCCUGGAAGGAGCAGGUGCUCGAGUAGUUCCGAUUUGGAUUAACCGGACAAGGCCUUACUAUGAGUACAUAACAAGCCACAUAAACGGAGUUCUGUUUCCAGGAGGAAGCUCAGACUUCAAUGCUAAAAAUGGUUAUGCAGAUGCAGGAGCUAUAAUUUACGACAUAGCUAAAAAAUUGAAUGCCAAAGGAGAUUACUUUCCGUUGUGGGGAACAUGUCUGGGUUUAGAACUUCUAGCAUACUUGGGAGCAAACAAAACAAACCCGUUGACACUUUGCCAAUCCGGAAAUGUGAACUUAAAUUUGGACCUUCUUUCUGGCUACAAUAGAAGUAAACUAUUUGGGUCUGCUUCUAAAGAAAUAAUUAAUAUCUUAUCAAAUGAAAAAGUUUUAAUUAACUUUCACCGCUACUGCUUGACCCAAGAGAAUGUGACACAGUUCAUGGGUGACAUUAAUUGGAGAAUAAUGAGUACAAAUAAAGAUUCCAACGGUCUAAAGUUUGUGUCGACAAUAGAGUCUAGGAACUUCCCAGCCUAUGGCGUACAAUUCCAUCCAGAGAAGAGCAUCUUUGAAUGGAAUCCUGUCCAAAAGACAGCACAUAGUUCUAAUGCUGUGAAGGCAGCUCAGUAUUUUGCAAACUUUUUUGUAAACGAAGCUCGCAAAAGUACACAUGCAUUCCCGUCCAUAGCAGAAGAAACAAAAGCCCUGAUCUACAAUUUUUCACCUCAGUACAAAGGCAGAGAGAAGAAUUACUUUAAUGAGCAAAUGUACUACUUUGAAUGGUAAUUCACAAUUCAGAAAUGAAUUAAUUAGUUGAUGUAUGAAAUUUAUUUUCUGUUCCCAGUGAAACCUGUGAUACCUUUUAAAUAUUUUUCAUUUGAGUGCUGAUUUUUAUACAAAUCGUUGCACAGACUGAAUAAAAUUGUAUGAGUUUUACACGCUUCAAA